AUGGCACGCACCAAGGACACUCGCGCCUCGCUCCCCACUCGCCGCGGCCUCAAGGGGUCCAAGGCUGCAACCAAAGAGGCCGGCCCGGAACACAAGGAGGUCAAGGUGGGCGGCCCCAAGAACGGCGAAACCCGCCUUGUGCCGACCAGCAAGGUAUCCCGCUUCUACCCUGGCGAGGAUGUCCGCACCAAGCGCAAGUCGGCCCGGGUUGCUGCUCCCACCAAGCUCCGUGACUCGAUCACCCCUGGCACCGUCUUGAUCUUGCUUGCCGGAAGGUUCAGGGGCAAGCGAGUUGUCUUCUUGAAGCAGCUCGACAGCGGCCUCUUGCUCGUCACCGGUCCCUACAAGGUCAACGGUGUCCCAUUGAGGAGGGUUAACCAGGCCUACGUUAUUGCUACCUCGACAAAGAUCGACUUGUCUAGCGUUUCGAUUGACGAAAAGAUCAACGACAAGUACUUCUCCAGGCCUGCGUCGACCACUUCCGGGGACAAGGAGUCUGAAUUCUUCUCCGAGGGCAAGCCCAAGCCCAAGGAGGCCUACCCCGAGGCCAAGGCCUCGGACCAAAAGACCAUCGACCAGGCGUUGUUGGCAGAGAUCAAGAAGACUGAAAACUUGUCCAAAUACUUGAAGGCGAGCUUUGGACUUUCCAAGGGACAGAUGACAUUUAUCCCCUUUUGGCAGAACCCGACCGCUUCAAGAACGACCACGGCAACUUCGAAUGCGAGCGAAGGCGGCAAUGGAGCUUCGCCAAGGUCAUGGGACGGGCGGAUCGUACGUAUUAAAAGCCCACCAGAGUGGGCAUGUAUUCCCGGAGCAACCAUUCCACAUGGGAUGAUUAAGGCCGGACUAGAUACCGAUUCUCCAGACAGGCACGCAGGAUACGAUCGCAAUAUCUCCUACAACGCAACCGGUUUCAGCCAAUUGCACGACACGGGAACCGGCGGAGUGCGUCCCCGUCCUCAUCUUCCCCCUUCUACUUCCCUCAUAUAUAGUAACACCAUUCCUCUUCACAGGGAUAUCCUCUCAAACUUCAAAAUCUGGCCAUUCGUAUCCUGCAAACGAUUCGGAGAAUGCCCAACCUCGAUCGCGGGUCGAAAACUCAAGCGCCAAGCACUCAAAGACGGAUCGCUCCCAGACAUAGCCGAGCCAGGAUACUUUGCGACCACACUCGUCUCGGGCGUUCACGUCGAGCUAACAGCAACGAGGCGAGCCGCCUUGCAUCGAUAUACAUUCCCAAAGAACUCGAAGCAGCCAAGAAUUCUGGUUGAUAUCACAAACGACGGUCAACAGUCUGCCACGAAUCCUUUUACGGUGAUCGAUCCGAGUACUGGACGAACCAAGGGCGGGGCUUCUUUUGCGGCUUCUUUUGGCGCGGGACGAUAUAAUGCUUAUGUAUGCGUCGAUGUCAAGGGGGACGGGUUCGAUACAAAUGUUACCGAGUAUGGUGUAUGGCAGGGAAACUCGGCCGUACAACAUAGUGUGCAAUUAUCUCAACUAUACCUAGGUGCGACAAACGAAGCAGGUUCACUAGUCACAUACACAUCUUCAACAGGCACAAACACUACCCUUCUCGUUCGCGUAGGAGUAUCAUUCAUCUCGGCAGAGAAAGCCUGCGCUAGCGCCGAGGAAGAGAUCCCGGAUUUCGAUUUCGCACGCAUACGUAGCGAGAGUCGGGCCAAGUGGAAUGACCUACUCGGACGGAUUUAUCGAACGGCUAUUGUUCCUGCUAAUUACACAGGUGAUAAUCCCCAUUGGAACUCGAGUUCUCCGUAUUUUGAUUCAUAUUAUUGCAAUUGGGAUUCUUACCGCACUUUGUACCCUUGGUAUGCAAUGACGGACCCCCGAACAUUUGCUCAGAUCGUAGAAGCGCAGAUCGAUAUCUGGAGAAACGAAGGCAAGCUUAGCCCUUUUCUUGAUUUAACCCGAUCUAAAUCCGCCCUCAGGAUGGCUACCCGAGUGCCGGGGUGCAACCACGCAGACCCCAUCCUAGCAGAAUACUAUGUCAAAUGGGGAAGCCACUCGUCCGAACUCGGAGUAUCCAAUGACGACCUGUAUUCAGCUCUGGUCACCAACGCCGAAAAGCAGCCUGACAAUUGGAACCUCCAAGGUCGUCAGACAGAGGUGUGGAAGAAAUACGGCUAUGUUCCCGCCGAUAUCUGGGAGCCUUCUGGGGCAAACACCAAACAGGCCUCUCGAAGUGUCGAGGUAAAUUAUACUUAUAUCACUCAAGUUCGUGACAUAUCGAGUAACUCAACCAAGUACGCGUUCGGAGACUUUUGCAUCUCCCAAGUCGCCAAGGGCCUAAAUAAAACAGAGGACCACGAAAAGUACGCAAAACGCGCCUCUAAUUUUCUAAACAGCUGGGACGACACGGUCUCCAUCGAUGGGCACACCGGAUUUAUUCAAAACAGGUUCCAAAAUGGCACCUUUAAUUUCACGGACCCGAGGCAUUGUUCAAUCCACGACCCACUCGAGUCGACGUGUUAUUUGAACGCGAUUAAUACGGAUGGGUUCUAUGAGUCUUCGCCUAUUGUAUAUUCUCAGUAUGUCCCACACGAUACUGCCAAACUCAUCGAGCUCCAAGGUGGGAAAGACAAGUUUGUAAAGCGGCUAGAUUGGAUCUUUGAAAAAGGAUACUUUGAUGUCUCCAACGAGCCAUCUCAACAAAUGCCAUUCAUGUAUCACUACGCCGACCAACCGCACAAAUCGACCAAACGCAGCCGAGAGGUGAUUUCCAAGUUUUACAAUCUACGGAUACAGGCAUUCCAGGCAACGAUGACUCUGAUGAUGUGGUAUUCAGGCGCAAUGGCAAGCUACGCAGCAUUCUACCUCAUCGGGCUCUACCCGCUUCCCGCAACCCGCCAAAUCUUACUCUCUUCGCCCUGGUUCCCGUCAGUCAACAUCACCAACGCGUUCACCAACACAACCACCACCAUCAACGCGAUCAACUUUAAUGGGAACGGGAACAGCUCGGGUGACCGGGUGUACGUUCGGAAUGUGACGGUCAACGGCCAGAUCUGGAAAUCGAGGUGUUGGUUGGACUGGGACGUGUUUGAAAAGGGCGGGGUGGUGGAUUUGGUGCUUGGCGAGUACGAGGACGGUAGCGAAGAAGAGGACGGCGGGAUGCGGAGAUUUGCCUGCUUCGUUGUCGACUGGAGGUCGGGAAAACUAGACCCGCGCAACAUAUCCCAAUAG
Rhizoctonia solani is the source of this 3195-nucleotide messenger RNA. Its product is annotated as glycoside hydrolase family 92 protein. Gene Ontology annotation, cellular component: cytosol; ribosome; nucleus. NCBI's taxonomy places the organism in Eukaryota, Fungi, Basidiomycota, Agaricomycetes, Cantharellales, Ceratobasidiaceae. Gene Ontology annotation, biological process: protein deglycosylation; glycoprotein catabolic process; translation. Bases 1 to 3195 code for a protein of 1064 amino acids. The transcript has 22 exons. The record is from RefSeq and is a predicted model, not a curated record. Gene Ontology annotation, molecular function: peptide-N4-(N-acetyl-beta-glucosaminyl)asparagine amidase activity; carbohydrate binding; structural constituent of ribosome.